AUCUACAAUUGCAUCCGUAUUCAGAUAUCUUCUUCUCCAUUGAUUAUUUGCUAUCUCAGGAAAUGAUGCAGAGCGACGAUUCUGUUAAAGAUGUGUUUAACAUCCGGAAACUGGAGAUUUCAGACAAAGACAAAGGUUUUAUCGAAUUGCUGAGACAAUUGACUGUCUGUGAUUCCGUCUCAGACGACAAAUUUAAAGAAAGAUUCCAAGAAAUCGAGAAAUAUGGUGAUGACCAUAGGAUUUGUGUCAUCGAAGAUGUCCGAUCAGGGAAGAUUGUUGCAACUGGAAGUGUGUUCAUUGAGAAGAAAUUUGUGAGGAAUUGUGGUAAAGCUGGACAUAUUGAGGAUGUUGUUGUUGAUUCGAGUGCUCGUGGGAUGCAAUUAGGUAAGAGAAUUGUUGAGUAUCUUGCUGAUCAUGCUUGUUCAAUGGGAUGUUAUAAGGUAAUUCUUGAUUGUACUGAAGAGAAUAGACCUUUUUAUGAGAAAUGUGGUUUCAAGAAGAAAGAGAUUCAGAUGGUUAAGUAUUUUGUUUGAUGAAUAAUUUGUGUGUUAGUUGCUUUACUGAAUUGUUGUUUUUAAUCUUGUAAGAUUGUUGUUUCUUGUUUUGACAAAUUUAGUUAUCAUCAUUAACCAAAUCUUCUGUUUACUUGUAUGCCCUGCAUUUAUGGAGGAGGAUAGCUUGUCUUAA
This is a messenger RNA of Lycium ferocissimum, 687 nucleotides long. Its product is annotated as glucosamine 6-phosphate N-acetyltransferase. Gene Ontology annotation, molecular function: monosaccharide binding; glucosamine 6-phosphate N-acetyltransferase activity. NCBI's taxonomy places the organism in Eukaryota, Viridiplantae, Streptophyta, Magnoliopsida, Solanales, Solanaceae. The record is from RefSeq and is a predicted model, not a curated record. The transcript is spliced from 2 exons. Gene Ontology annotation, cellular component: Golgi apparatus; endoplasmic reticulum-Golgi intermediate compartment; endoplasmic reticulum. Gene Ontology annotation, biological process: UDP-N-acetylglucosamine biosynthetic process. Bases 63 to 533 code for a protein of 156 amino acids.